Paramecium octaurelia is the source of this 3162-nucleotide messenger RNA. The record is from the annotation of a GenBank genome assembly. Lineage: Eukaryota; Ciliophora; Oligohymenophorea; Peniculida; Parameciidae.
AUGAAAAGGAAAGUUCAUUCAAAGAAAGAAGACAAAUUCAAAUUCAAAAGAAAAUCACAAAAAUAAAAUAAGCUUCAUAAGAUAUUAAUAACAGUAUUAGUACCUUUGAUGUUUGGAAUCCUACUAACAACACUCUUCUCCAUUUUGAUUAUUUUGUUGCUUUCUGAAUAUUGGGCAAAUCAAGGAGCAAAUAGUUUAGCCUAACAACAAUAUAUUUAUUAAACAUGUACAACUAAUUUAUGCAGCUAGCAUUGACCACAUUAUUGGGAAACUCUUAACAAUCUAUAUUUCAAACUAUUUCCACUAUUAGAACAUAGAUUAUUCAUUCGUUCUGGACUCUGUAAUAAGAGUCUUAAUAUCUAGACCUCUAAUCCCUUUAAGUACCUUAAGUAAUUCCACUCUCAACAUCAUCUUAAUUUAUACCCAAUUACGAUAAAAAUACAAACUAAUGUUUAUAUUGUUUAGGAUGGGGAUUAGUGGAUGUAAAUAAUUUAAUGACCUUCAAUCAAUAAUUGGGUGAUUUAAGCAUAGAACAAUAUUCGUAAUUGUAAUAAAUUGCUUAGACCUUUAAGAUUUUACAAAUUCUUUAUAAUAGUAAUUUCUAAUUGAAUUAUAUUUACUUUCACUUUGCAAAUCAAAUGUUUGUUUAGUAUCCGUUUGUUGAAAACGAUAACCUCUAUUCUAAGUCUCCCUUGCAGCAAAUGAAAAAGUCAUUCAACUAAUCAAAUAUGCAUACAGCCUUCUUAAUUGAACCUAUUUCUGAAACUGAACUGGAAAGUUGUGUAUCACUUUUAGGGAGUGAUAACAAUUUUAUGGGAAUCGUUUGUUUAAGAAUUAACGCAUUGGGUCAGUAGGUGUUUGUUAAUAAUCUUUAUUAAAAUAUUGAGUAUCAGGGGGAAAUUUACUCAUUUUUUUGUAAUCAGAAUUUAAACAUAUUUACUACCAAUACCGUCACCUAAUAUGUCAAUGGAUCUAUUGUAAAAAAUUAUGGAUUUCCAAAUUUGAUAGAUGUUGUUUUUAAUAACUCAAACUAAAAUUAAACCUAAUUUCUACAAUUAUUUAAUGAUAUAGUUUAUCCUAAUUAAGAAGCCCAAUAUAUUUAAUUAGUAAGUUCAGUCAAGUCUAAUGUGUCCACUAUGAAACAAAUAUUGUAAAAUGAAUAAGAAACAUUUAUUAAUGAUUCAAUAAACCCCUUAUUUUAAUUGAGUAGCAUAUUAAUACAGUAUGAUAUUAAUUACUACAAACAAUUUCUGGAUUUUGUAAAAUCAAUAAUCAAUAUUUUGUAUAGUUUUCAAGUGGAAUACAAAAUGAGACAUUCGUGAACAUUAUGACAAUUGCCAUCCCUUUAGCAGUAAUCAUGUGCGUCAUAGCCUGGUACAUAUCCUAUAGAAUAAUCCAGAGUGUUUCAAAGCCCAUUAAUGAUUUGACUCAUAAACUCGAAUUGGUAUGUGUGAUAAAAUAAAACAACAGAUUGCCUAAGAUACUUUAGCCAUCCAGAUCUACUCGAACUUUAGAUAAAGCUCUCUGGAAGUCAAUCUUCUAUAUGAUGCCUUGGAUUAAUUAGUGACAGUAUUGAACUUCUCUAAUGACCGGUACUUCGAAGGAGACGAUACAUCUUUAUUGAUCAAAUAUGCCCAAGGGAAAGCGUUGUUCCAAAAGAUGAAAAGCAACAAAGGGAUGGGAAUGAUAUUGAACAAUAUUGGCAACAUUCACAGAAGACAACAAAGGUACAUCGAAGCAAUACAAUGCUAUAGAGAAUCUAUUGCGCUAUGUGAAGAUGAUUUAAGAGUAUAGAUAUAUAAUAUAUAGAUGCUUUUAGGAGAUGUCAAAUUACUUGAAGUAAAGCGAUUACAAAAGGGAAUUAGUAUAGAUAUUUCAGGCGAGUCCAGAUUCUCACAAUCCGGUAGUAAAAGGGUUUCAAUGAUAGAGAGAGAGAUUCAGACAUCUCAAUUAGAAGAUAUCUAUUCAAGCAGGAAUUUCUCAUUAGCUAAUGUACUGAUGUAAUUGAGAAUAUAUACGUAGUGAAUAUGCAGAUAACAACUAAAGUUUGAGUGUUGAGGAGAAGAGAUAAUUGUAUAAGGAGAGUUUGGAAUGUUUGAAUAUCACAUUGUCUCUGGAUCAAAAGGACAAUAAAGGUUUAUUAUACAGAUAAAUCAUAAGUCACAUCUUAUAAUGCAAAGUCUUGCUCAAUUUAGAGGAUUCGAAUUCUGCAUUGGCCGAGAUUUCUAAUGCAGAGUAACUAUCAGACAAAUAUGAGAAUUCAUAUGACAGAUCUGAUGCUUAGGUAAAUGAUUCUUUCCCCAUUCCUCCAGGUAUUUUGAAAUAGAGGAUCCUGUAUGAGAAAGGGUUGUUUAUUAAGAGGUACGAUAGCAUCAAAAAGGCAGCAUUCAUCUUUACUGAAUGUUUAGAAACUAGUAAGUUUUAUGAUCCAGAAAUUAGAAUUAAUUGUCUCAAAUAAUUAAAGGAAAUAUUCUAAUCACAGAAUCUACUCUAUAAAGUACCAAAGAUAGAGUAACUGUUAGAAUUAAAUGAGAUCAAGAAAAACAAUGACAUUGUAUUUGUGAUUGAUCACUCUGGAUCCAUGGAGAAUAUCAAGAAAGAAUUGGCAAUCAAGUAUCUAACUUACAUCAUAUCCAUAGUGGCAUUCUCAAAAUCUUUGAUAAUUAUCUUCAGGAUCAAGACAGAAUCAGUUAUAUGCGUUUUAAUCAAAAUAUUGAGGUUAUUUUUGACUUAACUUCUAAAUCAGAAAAUACAGCCUAUUUGAGAAGUGCAAUUGAGAGAUCCAAGAACAUUAGGGCAGAGGGAAUGACUGCCAUGUUAUCAGCUGUAUUGCAUGCUUAUUCGAUUCACGAGAAGGCAGUAAAGAAGGACAAUCAACAAUGGAUAGUAGUGUUAUGUGAUGGAGAGGAUAACUUGAGCAAUAUCACCUAUGAGAGGAUGAAGAAGUUUACCAGCAAGAGACCUUAGAUCUCAUUGAUUGUUAUUGGCAUAGGCUUGAGUUUGAAGCCUGAUUGUCUAGAUGAAUUAUAUGAACUUUGUAGGCUUAGUUAGAAAGGGUUCCUAAUUGAAUCUGUUUAUAGUGAAGAUCUGGAUAUUGCAUUUUAAUCAAUCAGCAACCUUAUCUUUGGAACUUCCAGCAUUUAUGAUGAGAGAUUGAAUUGA